Closterium sp. Yama58-4 is the source of this 1008-nucleotide messenger RNA. The record is from the annotation of a GenBank genome assembly. NCBI's taxonomy places the organism in Eukaryota, Viridiplantae, Streptophyta, Zygnematophyceae, Desmidiales, Closteriaceae.
AUGGUGACGUUGCUGGAGAAGGCUAUCAAAGCGCGAGCUCUCGCCGACAAAGCCGCCGCAGCAGCCGCUGAAGCCGAGGCGAUCGCGGAGCAGCGCAGAAAAGACGAGGCGGCGGCGCUCGCCGACCUCAACGCCGCCACAGCCGCCGCGGACGCCGCCGCCGCCGCGCUCACCGCCGCGAACGUCAACGCGACGUCCGCGGCCGCGGAGAAGGAAAACGCGAAGAAAUCUCUCGAAGCCGCAAAGAAGCAGCUCGACCAACUGAAGAAAGCCCGCGAAAGCAAGUCGAAGGGCGGCGCGAAACAGAAGACCGACGCGAAAGCCGCGGCGGCGAAGGUAAUCGAAGCGCAGAAGAAGCUAGACAAGGUAAAUGCGGAAAAAGCCAAGCAGGAGAAGAUCGCGGCGGACGCGAAAGCAGCGGCCGACGCGGCGGAGCAAGAGGCGGCGAAGAAGCCGGGCGACAAGGGGGCGGCGGACAAGGCGAAGAAAGCUGCCGAGGCCGCGAAGAAAGCCCAGGAAAAGGCCGACGCGCUCGCGAAGGAGGCUCUCGCGGCGGAGCAGGCGCUAGCGGCGGCGCAGAAGGAGCAGAGCGACGCGAGCGCCGCGGGUGGCACGAGCGCGCCGACGGACGAGGAGCUGAAGAAGGCGGAUAAGGUGGCGCAAGCGGCGGAAAAAGCGCAAGAGGCGGAGGCGGCGCAGAAGGCGGCGGAGGCCAGCGCGAAGGACGCGGAGAAAGCGCUGCAGAGAGCGCUCGUGGCAGUCAAGCAGGCGCGCGCGGCGUGGAAGAACAAGAACGCGCUGCGACUAGCCGCGGAGAAGAAGGCCGCGCAGAAGGCGGCUAUUGCAGCUGCGUUUGAUGCCAAGGCGGACGCUGCGGAACGUGCUGCUGGCAUCGCUGCCCCUCCCUCCGCGCCCGCAUCCCAACCCGCGCCCGCCUCGCAACCCGCACCUGGGUCCACACCUGCUCCUGCGUCGCGCCCUGCUCCCAGUUCUACCACUUCGCCCUAG